Osmerus eperlanus (European smelt) is the source of this 1317-nucleotide messenger RNA. RefSeq names its product mucin-17-like. Bases 358 to 924 code for a protein of 188 amino acids. The record is from RefSeq and is a predicted model, not a curated record. NCBI's taxonomy places the organism in Eukaryota, Metazoa, Chordata, Actinopteri, Osmeriformes, Osmeridae. The transcript is spliced from 9 exons.
CCGGCAACCAGACGCAGAAGAUCUGCGACACAAGACGGCCUGUCGGACAAGAUUCAAGAUGGGGCCUUAAACUAUGUCAGGACGGAAAACAACGGGGUAAGAGUCGAACACAACGUUGUUUUGGAGGUUAACAAUUCCGCACAGGCAGAGACUGAAUUCGACAGUUUAUUUGAGCAAGUUCAGACUGCAGUAAAAGAUGUCAAAACCUGUUCUGAUGUCACGCCAGUCACUGUAGGUUGUCCUGGGUUCAACAUAACCAGUACAGAACCACCAGAAAAAGAAGAUUUGGAUCUAACAGCUGUGUGUAAAGACUCUGUCUCGAACCCGGAGCAUGCAGAACACUACCUUGUUGUCAACAUGAGUGGCAUACUGAAGUGUGUGAAUAAGUGCAAUCCUGGACACCCUGAUCCCUUCACAUGUGACAACGAUGGCACCUGUUCUGUCUCAGCAGCUGAAGGAGCCCAGUGCUAUUGUCUCCACACAGGAUCCACUUGGUACAUGGGCGCCAAUUGUAACCACCCCAUCAACAAGAUUGGCUUCUACGUGGGGAUGAGUGUGACGGGCUUGGUGCUGGUGGUGCUGGUGGGGGUCCUGACUGCCUACCUGCUGCUCACCAAGCAGAGACAGAGGAGAAACAAGGACGUCAAGGAGCAGAUAGUGAAUGAUUGGCUUGAAGAUGACUUUGAGUGGCCCCCGCCUCGACGACCAGCAGGGCCCUACGAAGGGGCUAAUAACACCACGUUCGAGGAAGAGGUGAACGUGUACCAGCAGUCUGGCGGGUCCCUUACCUCGGACACCUCUCAGCAGGGUGCCCGCUACCCAGAAUCCUCCAGCUCUGCUCAGCCUCCACUCAAUCCCUACAACUUUAAUAACCAGCCGAUCAGGAUUCAAAGACCCCAGAUCAAAACAACAUCUGAAGUGUAACUUCAGCUGCACCCAAUGGCACUACACAGUACCUCACUUUUGUUUGCAUUACAACAGUUCUGAGUUACAUUCGCAUUAACAAUAUUGAUGACACCAAAGGAAUAUUUCUAAAAGUUCUGGACUGUAUGUCUGUGGUGUCAGGGUUAAAGGUCUAAAUCAACCAAAUCAUAAACAUAUUUAUCCUAAAUAUCCUUAAUUUAUUGUAAAGCUACAGUAACAGUAUAUUGCCUAUGAACCAAUUUCUAGUUUUUAUAUUGGAUCGAACAAAAGACAUUACUUUGGUGGAAGGCAUCAUGACGUUUCUUUAUUUUAUUACCGUAUAUUUCCUGUUUACGAUGCUGAAUGAGCUACGGCCAUUGCCCAAAGUGUAAAUAAUACCAAACCUAUUCUGAA